Tripterygium wilfordii is the source of this 1907-nucleotide messenger RNA. RefSeq names its product DNA repair protein recA homolog 3, mitochondrial-like. NCBI's taxonomy places the organism in Eukaryota, Viridiplantae, Streptophyta, Magnoliopsida, Celastrales, Celastraceae. Bases 222 to 1481 code for a protein of 419 amino acids. The transcript is spliced from 8 exons. The record is from RefSeq and is a predicted model, not a curated record. Gene Ontology annotation, biological process: DNA repair. Gene Ontology annotation, molecular function: single-stranded DNA binding; ATP binding; ATP-dependent DNA damage sensor activity.
GUUUUCUCGUUCCACCAAACCAAAAAAGCCUAAAGCUCACAACAUGGUUCAAGAAAGGAGGGAAACCAAGCCCUCAAAACCCUAAAACCAAAAAAUUAGCGCUCUCUUGCCCUCCUCCCUCCUCUCUUUGCGAAUUCGAUAUUCCCUUCAUUCUCACUCUUACAAGUUUGAUUCCGAAAGAGUUGCCGUAUUUUGAACCUUCCUUCACCCUACUCCACUCCAUGGCGAGGCUCUUUCGGAACAGUUACUCUCUGAAACGCGCUCUACUGGCACCGGAGGAGUUGAGAAGGGGAGUACUGGGGACAUCAUGCCAGUUCCGGAAUUUUGCAGCUAAAGGUCGGAGAAAAUCCAAGUCUGAGGGAAGUGACUCUGGCGAUGAGAAUUUGUCUAAGAAAGAAUUGGCCCUACGGCAAGCCUUGGAUCAGAUCACUAGCUCAUUUGGAAAGGGAUCUAUCAUGUGGCUUGGUCGGUCAGCGGCUCCCAGGAAUGUUCCUGUAAUUUCAACAGGCUCUUUUGGCCUGGAUAUAGCGCUGGGUAUCGGUGGACUUCCUAAGGGACGUGUUGUGGAGAUAUAUGGUCCAGAAGCUUCUGGGAAGACCACUCUUGCUCUACACGUAAUUGCUGAAGCACAGAAGCAAGGAGCUUACUGCGUUUUUGUUGAUGCCGAACAUGCCCUUGAUUCGUCGCUGGCUGAGGCUAUUGGAGUGAAUACUGAGAAUUUGCUCCUUUCGCAACCUGACUGUGGGGAGCAAGCUCUCAGUCUUGUGGAUACAAUAAUCCGGAGUGGCUCGGUUGACGUUGUUGUUGUGGACAGCGUUGCUGCCCUUGUGCCUAAAAAUGAACUUGAUGGAGAGAUGGGGGAUGCUCACAUGGCGAUGCAAGCUAGGCUGAUGAGUCAGGCGUUGCGGAAAUUGAGCCACUCUCUGUCUCUGUCGGAGACUAUUUUGAUCUUUAUAAAUCAGGUUAGGGCAAAACUUUCUACCUUUGGAGGAUUUGGUGGGCCUUCUGAAGUUACUUGUGGAGGCAAUGCCUUGAAGUUUUAUGCUUCGGUGCGCCUAAAUAUAAGAAGGGUGGGCCUCGUCAAGAAAGGGGAAGAGACAACGGGAAGUAAAGUCCUUGUGAAGAUUGUGAAGAACAAGCUUGCUCCUCCAUUUAAAAUCGCAGAGUUUGAACUUGAGUUUGGGAAGGGAAUAUGUCGUGAGGCUGAGCUCAUAGACUUGGGAUUGAAGCACAAAUUUGUCACUAAGGCAGGUGCAAUGUACCAUUUUAACAGUCAGAGUUUUCGUGGCAAGGAUGCCUUCAAACAGUUCCUUGUUGGGGAUGACAGUGCACGAAAUGAACUUAUGAUGAAGCUCAGGGAAAAGCUUCUUGCUGAAUUACAUAAAGUUCCAAAAACCGAAGCUACUGAUGAUGAGCCUGUAGAAGAAAUUGUUUCUGCAGAUAGUACGGAUGAAGAAACCGUCACUGCAGUUGAAGCAUGAGUGCGGGGUUGAAUUGAACUUUGAGUGGAAGUGCUUUCCCUUGGCUGGGUCUUGCCCCAUUUCUAGGACGCGCAACCCCUGUCAUUUGAGCGAUCACUGGGAGGUGCCGACUGACCUUUGGUUUAUAUUCACCUGCUACAUUGUGUUUGAGCAACGUCAAGGUAUUGAUGUGGCUUUUUGUAACUCUUGGUCAAUAUAUAGCUGUUGGGUUGUAUGGUCCAGGGAAAUUUUGAGUCAAAUGGAAUGCAGGCACUGUUAUGAUUUCCGGGCUUAUUAAAAUUCAGGUUGUUAGAUAUUGUGUACGUUGAUGAGGCUACAUUUAUAUUUGAGUUUUGGGGGGAAAUGUGCAGAAGCUGUAAAAUUUUUUUUUAUCUUCCCUUCCGUUUAUAACGUUUUUGUAUUGAAGGCGCCUGAUAGUUCAAGAUC